Cladocopium goreaui is the source of this 651-nucleotide messenger RNA. Lineage: Eukaryota; Dinophyceae; Suessiales; Symbiodiniaceae. The record is from the annotation of a GenBank genome assembly.
AUGGCUUAUCGGGAAGCAGAGUCUGCUCGCUACGAGUUGCGUAUCGGCAUGGUGCUGGCCUUUAUCGGGAAGCGACAAGUCUUUUACGAAGCUAACUGUGAUCUGCGGCUCGCUGACUACAACUCUGACCUGUCUGAAGUGUCGCAGAAAAUGUCGCCAUUGGCUCAGUCCGUUCCAUUGAAGGGCCCCAGCGUCGUGGCUUCGCAGUACUUGGCUGCGCAAGCGAUGGUCAAACUGGUGUUGCUUGCACUGCUUGCGUUGAGCAGUGGACUGAAGCUUUCUGACAAGCAGGAGUUUGACUACGAUCAUCUACAGAGCAGUAUUGUGCGCAUCCAAACGGUCGGUGCCAGCUUCGACUGGUUUCGUCCCUUCAACCCGCAGGAUGGACAAGUGAGUCUGGGAAGCGGCUUCAUUGUCCAAACGGAACCUUACAUCCUCAUUGCAACGAACCAGCAUGUGAUUAACGAUGCACUGCGCGUGCAAGUCCAGCUUUUGCUGCAUAGUCAGAUGAAGUGGGAUGUGCAGAUCGUUUCCGCUUGCCCCAAGUUUGACCUGGCCCUCCUCACCUUGAAGGAUGACCAGGGCUUCAAGGCGACUCUGCGUAAGGCACAUCUGGAAGUCCAGCCUCUCAUCCUGCGACCUGGCACCUAA